AAAUGUAUCCACCUCUGGCAGUUACCAUUGUUACUAUCAUUAACAAAAAUUUUAGCCAUAUUUGUAAAUUAUGAAACUCCAACUACAAGUAUACGAUAAAACGAAACACUCCCUCUAAAUUAUACAUUCCCGAUGACAGCACGCUUUUAAAUACUAGUUCGUCGCCGUUUUCAGCCAGUACGUGAGUGACCACCGAAAUAAACGUCGCGUUCGGUCAGCGAAAUGAAUUCGUUCCUAUCCAUCCAAAAUUUCAUCGUUUUACUUUUUCGAUAGAUAACAUAGAAUUUUAUCGUUUCAAUAUCGCAUGGAGCAGUUCGAGCAACUGCUGACGUGCGCGAUAUGCCUGGACCGAUACAGGAACCCGAAGCUUUUACCAUGCCAGCACAGCUUCUGCAUGGAACCCUGCAUGGAUGGCCUCGUUGACUACGUGCGUCGCCAGGUGAAAUGUCCAGAAUGCCGUGCGGAGCAUCGUAUACCCUACCAGGGUGUGCAGGCGUUCCCGACCAACGUGACCCUGCAACGAUUCCUGGAAUUGCACAUCGAGAUCACGGGAGAACUACCGGACCCGACCAGCGGACAAACGAUGGAACGGUGCGGGGUUUGCUCGGAGAAAAGCUACUGCUCCCUCUGCGUCCACUGUGAGAAAAAGUGUUGUCCCGAAUGCAAGGACGCUCACAUGGACAUCCUCAGGCGUGAGAUUACGCGCAUCAAUUCCCAGAUACGCAGAGGGUUGCACAGGUUGCAAGACGCGUUGGCUUUGGUGGAAAAAAACACACUUGGUCUGCAAACAAACUGUGCCUCGGUCGGAGAAGAGGUGGACGAGAUUUAUCGGAGGCUGAGCAAGGCUUUGAAAGACCGUACGGAACAUCUGCGUAACGAGGUCGAUCGAUACCUGGGCACCGAGCUUAGAGGCCUGAUUCAGCUCAAAGAGAAUCUCGAAUUGGAAAUCGCGAAUAUCCAGAGCAACUGCGAUCUGGCGGAGGCUCACAUCAAUGAAAACGUACCAUGGGACGAUUCGGAGCUUCUCGAUACGAAAGAGCUCUUCCUGCGUACGGUGGAAUUCAUCAGGAACUUCGAGUACGAAGCAGGGGAUUACAGUCGGCGAGUACGUUUCGUGAUGGCUCACGAUCCGAACCAGCUGGUCCUUCACGUAGCGGGAUACGGCGAGCUGAAUAUUAAGCCAGAAACCGGAACCGGAGGACUGUUGGGUAGUUCGAGCAGUUUAGCGCCUCCCGGAGGAUCUCCCGGUCUCAUGAGGAGCAAAAGCGACCAUCGGCUCGCUUCUCAAUACCGACAACAAGAGGAGGAACGACUCGCGAGAAACCGAUACGUCCCUGAAUACGAAUACGAUGCCCCGGAUUAUGAAGCACCGAGGAACAAAUCGAGGUACAGGAGUCGAUUCAUGCGACAUCGCGACGGAGACGAUUCCGACGGCGACUCGAGGUCGACCGUCAGAUUCACGUCGACGCCCCAGGAAUCGUCGGGGCUUCGCGAACGUGUCCUGGACACGGAAGACGCGGCACGCGGUCCUUUAUCCGGGAUCUUCCGUCUCACGGACUCGCCGCGUGUUAUGAAGAAGCUUCAAGAGUACGAGCGAGCCGGGAAAAGGAAGAAAGAGGAACCAGCUCCUCAUCCUGCUCAACAACCGCAACCGGCGAAGCCUCAGGUACAGGUCAGAAAAGUGCCGACUGCGAUGGCGAGGCAGACCAGCGACGACGAUGAGAUCUCGAGGAUCAAAAAGCAAAACAAAACCACCGCAGCCACACCUGCGACCGAAACGGUGGAGGAACGACCACCAGUCCAGACACCGACACCCACGCACCAAUCCCCGAGGGAAACGCCAGCUGAACGAGAAACCGAAGAACCUGCGCGAAGACCAAUGCCCGCGAGGAGAACUUCGACGGAUACCCACGCGCCUGCGACGAGAAGCGCUUCAUCAGACUCGAGCACCGGCUCCGAAAGCUCCGCAGGAUCAGGAAUCCGCAGCACGGGCGCGUCGUUCACUGCUGAGGAAAUGAAGCAGAAGUAUCUGUCGAGGGCACCCUCGUCGAAUUCAACAUCCGCAGCUUCCACCCCGCCAGCUGCUGCACCGGCUACCACCAAAGACUCCGGCAACGCCUCGCCUGCGACGCGAGCUUUUCAGAGUCGUUUUUUAGGCACAGGUAACCGUGCCGCUCCACCGCCACCCACGCAAGCUCCGGCAGCGCGAGACGAGACCGGUGUAAAGAAAAAGGAGGAAGAGGAUGACGAGGACGAGGAAACGAGCAGCUCCUCGGAGGAGACGGAGUCCGAGACCGAGGAGGAAUCGGAAAACGACGCUCAUACCUCAGCCACGGCGUCCUCCGCGGCUACGCCGAGCGUCCAGGAUCGUCAGAGAAGCGAAUCAGCGAUGGCGAGGACAGACAUCGGUCCCCUGCUAGCUCGCAGCGCCGAGGCACGUCGCGGUAGCAAAGAGGAUUCACCGUCCACCAGGUAUUCGUCGCCGAGAGGAAGUCCCGCUCACUCGGUGACGAGCCCGACGACGACGACGGCGACGGCGACGAGCGGCGCGGCGACGUUGACGACACCGGCCGGCUACACCAGCAGGACGUUUAGUGACGGACACGAUGAACCGAUCGUGUCAAACGAUCGUGUCGAGGAUUCGGAAAUCGCGGCUACGAACGCGGAUUACGAUAUUUACGGUCCGGACGGAACGAAGGUUAAACCGCAGUCGGACAAACGUACCCACACGGACGGUAGUACGGACACCGACGACACGAUCACCUCAUCACCCUCCUCCUCCUCCGCGGCUAAAUUCAAAAGUCUCGAAGGUAGCGGUUACGACAGUCGUGUAGAGAACCGCAGCGAGGUCAACGAAGACGCGUUAAUGGAAGGUCGUUCGGGGAACGGCGUGAACUCUUCGUUAUCCCUGGCACACCCCGCUGUAAGGGACGAGAGAUACCAAUCGGUCGUGGAUAACUUUGAAAAUUCAGCGAACCCUGAGGAAAACUCGCAAGAAACAUCGACGGAGAGAAAAUCUGGUGACGGAUCAAACUCUAACAGUGACACUGAGAGCAGUUCCGAAGGUGAUACCGACUCGGAGACUGACGAGGAAGAAAACGAAUCCAGAGACGAGAACAGUAAUAUAACCAAGAAAAAGACUGAAAAUCCGGAGAAGCAGAAUGGUCCAGCUUCCGAGGAGAAGAAUAACGAUUCCGAGGAAGAAUCAACCGACUCGGAUACCAAUGGGAGCAUCGUUCCCAACGUCCCCAACUCUCGUUCCGAGAACAACAGCCUGGAACGAUACGACGACAAGUCGAAGCGUCGAAGUUCCUCGAUCCUCGAAGAGAGGAGCAUCGAGGAAUUGUUCGACGAUAACGGAUGGGUGAUCACCGAUCAAGAUCUGCAGCCGGAAAACCCUCCGAGAAUUUCGAAAAGUUUAAAGCCGAUCGAUCAACACGAUUCCUCCGCUUCGAAUAUCGAGUCACCAUCGACGAUGGGGAACGAGCGUGAAACAGGACACGAGAGCAACGACGAAACGACGGAGAUGAACGGUAGAAGAUUGAGUAUGUCGGGAUCAUCGGAGAAUUCUUCGAGGAGUCGAGUGUACAGACAGAGCAGCAUCGGUAAAAAUGGAUGGCUGGUGUCCGACGAGUCUGAAAACGAGUCCGAGAACGCGGCGCGAAAAGAAACUCUGGAGAGGAAGUUGGAAUCCACGGAGAGGAUCGCGAACGCGGAUAAUAAUCCAUCGACGCCGAUGUCAACCGCCAAGGAGAAACACAGGGUACGUGAUAAAGAUUCAAAUACCAUCACUGAUAACCCGUGGAACAUCGACGAGAACGGCUGGGUGAUACUAAACAAAGUGAACGACGCUAACAAAACCGGCGCGAAUGAAACCACGGACGAGACGAGCACGAUUCGUUCCCAAACGACCGACCUCGUAAUGAGAACUAAUAUCGAGAACGGUGCAUUAGUCGCGAACGCUACCCAAUCGAAAGAGACCGAAUGUUCCAACGAGCACGAGGACACGUCUGGUGUCGAUAUCACAAUACCGAUGCAAAUGGUUCUUGAACAAGAGCAGGAGCCAGGCGGCCAUGAUGGCGAACCGGGAACGGGAACGGGAACGGGAACGGGAGAGAGAGCGGGAGAGAGAACGGGAGAGAGAACGGGAAAGGGAGAGAGAACGGGAGCGAGAAAGAGAACGCGAACGAGAACGAGAGCGGGAAAGAGAAAGAGAACGGGAGAGAGAACGAGAACGAGACGUGGACACCGAGGUCGAGUCGCCUCUGUCAACGAGGUCACGGUACGCGGCGUUGAAGGAAAGAAAACAACGGCUGGCUCGGUCCAGAAGCUCGCACAACUUCGGCGGCGAUGACCUCGACCUCGACGAGGAUCCACCCUCCCCGACGACCCAGUCGCCGAACGCUUAUUUGGCAGCCAAGUACGGAGCCGGCUCUGAACUGGC
Osmia bicornis bicornis is the source of this 4444-nucleotide messenger RNA. RefSeq names its product RING finger protein nhl-1 (gene tn). The transcript is spliced from 12 exons. Lineage: Eukaryota; Metazoa; Arthropoda; Insecta; Hymenoptera; Megachilidae. The record is from RefSeq and is a predicted model, not a curated record. Bases 305 to 4354 code for a protein of 1349 amino acids. Gene Ontology annotation, molecular function: metal ion binding; translation repressor activity; protein binding. Gene Ontology annotation, biological process: negative regulation of translation; proteasome-mediated ubiquitin-dependent protein catabolic process; protein polyubiquitination.